GUUUGGUUCGCAUCUAAUGGCGUUUGUCUGCAAUUACUUGCCAUCAGUGAUAGUCUUCAACAUAUUGUCGUAUUUGUCGCCAUCAGACCGCUUGAGAGCGUCGGCCACGUGUAGGACAUGGAGACAGUGUCUGUUCACACCAUCGCAAUGGCCGCAUAAGACACUUGUGGUGGACUUGUGUCGCACGAGUGGUGACCACUUGAGACGCAAUAAGCACUCAUCGCAUGACUCGACGCCAGCCUUGAAGUGCUUUCUUCGCAAAUGCUGUCGUUUUCUACAAGACGUGGUCAUCACUUUCGACCCCAACUCGACCGUCAGUCUCGACCACCUGCGAGAUGUGUUGGACAUCAUGUUAUCCAACGACACGAAUAGCAACCAAAACAUCAACAAUAGCCCAAUCAAUGACAACCAAUGGCUGCACAACAGUCGAUGUCUGCGGCGCCUGACUCUCGACCCCAUCGAUGUGUCCAAAGGUGUGGAGGACGUGACCAACGAGAACAGCGCCCGACUGUACCAACGGUGGCAGCAAUUGGUACAGCGCUUGGAUCAGUUGCUGACACUGUGUGGCCCUUUGGAUCACAUCUCGUUUGGUUGUCUGCAACCAGUGCUCAACCACUCGAACCGAUUGCUCUCAACGUUAGCCAAACACCACUCAUCGUCUCUCAAAUGUCUCCACUUGUCUUCAGUCAAAACGGAUCCCGACUUCUAUCCAGUGCUCGAUCUGUCGGUCCAACUCUUGGAACCGUUUGCGAGUCUCAGAGUCGUGUCCAUUGACUUCGAUUCAGUGAACGACCGAAUGCUGCGAUUGAUGGCCGGGAAGGCGACUAUCGAUACGUUUGUGGUUAACGUUCACGGGAUAGACGACGAACACGAAGGCCUCUCCAAGUCUUCGUGGGAUCUAUUGGCCAAAAGCAACCCUAACCUCAAAGUCACACUCAAUCUCAUCCAUACAGACGACUCGAUGACUGUAUUGCGAGACUCGCUGUUGGACACAGACAUGCCUUUGGCUCACUUCAGGGCCUAUUUCGUGGGCCCAUUCGGUGACAGCGAUGACUCGAUCUGCCAUUUAGUCAAUUUGGUGGCCAACAGACACUCGAAGACAUUACUGUCGGUAACUCUGGUCAACGCAUUGAAAGGGACGACAUUAGAGGCGAGUCCAGUGUUCGCAGAGCUCCAGGAAAACCCAUUAGUAAUGCUCGCCUGGAGGUGCAAACGGCUCCACAGCCUCACCAUUAUUGGUUACGAAGUCUGUGACGCAGACCUCAUAGCAAUAACACGACUCCGGGGCUCAUCUCUGCAGCACUUCUCGUUCCCCUUGUGUUGCAUCUCUUUAUUACACUCUCCUAUCGCUGAGGACGAGGGCUAUUACGACGACUACUUCGACCGACGCCUCACCUACUUCUUGGACGACGCGCCCCAACACUUGCAGACCAAAGUGAUCGAAGACAUCGCCCAACCACUCGACCGCAAGUGGACGCCAAUGACUUACGAGCAGUUGCCCAGCGCUGUCAUCAACGGCUUCAACUCAAUGCAAACUACUUACUUGUCCACCAUUUUGAGGGAUCAGACCAUCUGUGGUGAGUCUCACCGUUGCAACCAAUCGACAACCAAUUAGAGGCUAUUGUUAUCUAUAUUGUUGUUAUUAACCAUUCAAUCGUCGCUCGC
Oppiella nova is the source of this 1665-nucleotide messenger RNA. The record is from the annotation of a GenBank genome assembly. Lineage: Eukaryota; Metazoa; Arthropoda; Arachnida; Sarcoptiformes; Oppiidae.